Lycium ferocissimum is the source of this 888-nucleotide messenger RNA. RefSeq lists its product as uncharacterized. Bases 296 to 580 code for a protein of 94 amino acids. NCBI's taxonomy places the organism in Eukaryota, Viridiplantae, Streptophyta, Magnoliopsida, Solanales, Solanaceae. The transcript is spliced from 3 exons. The record is from RefSeq and is a predicted model, not a curated record.
UAAAAGCUGAAACUCCAAGAUAAAAAAGUUAGAAUUUAAAUUGUUGCUAUUUCUUCAAUUAAGUUGCAAAACUAGCCGUAUUUCAAUAGCGCCCUAAAAGUGGUUGUUUGUCAAAAUCAUCCCGAUCUAAAAGACUUCCCCACAAUCCAAUUCUUGACAGCCCAAAACUCCCUCCUAUGGUUUGCCGUUGAAGCAAGACAAGUGUAAUUGAAAUUGCAGGAAUUACAUUUCUUUAAAAGUAAACUUUCAACUGCAGCUGUGCAGAUUCAUGGAAUUGUAGUAGUAGGACAUUAACAUGGGAAUCUUUAAGGAGAAGAAGAAAAAUGCAUCUCCAUUAGCUACCUCACCUUGUUCUCAACUCAGAGAAGCUUACCAUAAUUGCUUCAACAGGUGGUAUUCUGACAAAUUCUUGAAGGGUGAGUGGAAUAAAGAGGAGUGUGUUAUAGAGUGGAAGAAAUAUAGAGAUUGUCUAUCUCAACAUUUGGAUGAUAAGCAUUUGAGUAGAUUCUUGGAAGCCGAUGGAAUUGUGGGUGGUGCUAAUCAAUAUGAUUCUAAGAGCUCCACUGGUGCCCCCAAAUAAUACAACACACAAGUGAGCAUCUUGAAGAACCAUGGAAAUGAAAGGUGAUUUAAAGUAAAGUAUAAUUAGAUUGUUUUUGUAAUUGUAUGUGAUGUGAAGUGAGGUGACAUGUAAUCAAUCGAGGAAAAAGUACUUGAAUCUUCCUCUGAUUGAACGGCUUUCCUCUUUUGGAGUUUUGCAUGUAAACAUUUGUGUAGAACUAGGCAAGCGUGCUGCAUAGCACUGAAAGAUUGUCUUACAAUAGCAAUGCUCCAACUGGAAAUUUUGACACUUGAUAUAAUUUUAAGCUAAGGAUUGUUAGACUGUGA